ACAAUCGACCACUAUCCCCACCUAUGCAAUAGGUGGUUGCUAAACAAGGCCAAUGACUCUCAUUCCUCUUUCAAUUUUCCGGUAAGAUUAGGAUUUGUCGUUACCAAUUUACAAUCAUCAUAGACUUGCAGCGUGUUGGCGAAAAAUGUCGAAUCUCCUGCUCAAUUCUCCUCCAAUCUGCCCAUUGUGGUUUCCAAAAUAUGUCGCCAAAAAUUCUCAGACGUCGCUAACUAGUCGAAGAUUGCCAAAAAAACCUUCUAUUAAAGCUUUCUUCUUCAAUCCAUCUGAAGAACGAAUUCUUAAGGAAGCAAUCAAGGAACCCGUGGCAUUCAUGGGUGGAAUGUUCGCAGGCCUUCUCAAGCUUGACUUAAAUGAAGAGCCCCUUAAGGAAUGGAUAAAUAAGACAGUCGAAGCUUCUGGAAUCACAGAACAAGAAAUUGACAACAUAGGACCUAAUACAGAAGAAGAAGCUCCACAACAGAUAGAUAUAGAAUGAUUCCAUCUAAUAGUUUUGUACAUCCUGCAAUUGAGAUAUAGUCAUAUAGAUAAAAUAAGAUACUGAGGGACUUAUUUUGCAAGGCAUCAUGUACCUGGAAAUUUGUCAUGCCAAUGUAAUAAACUUCUGUAUAUGCUGCAAUUAUGUCUCAUUUUUGUUCCA
This is a messenger RNA of Beta vulgaris subsp. vulgaris (sugar beet), 658 nucleotides long. RefSeq names its product UPF0426 protein At1g28150, chloroplastic. NCBI's taxonomy places the organism in Eukaryota, Viridiplantae, Streptophyta, Magnoliopsida, Caryophyllales, Amaranthaceae. The record is from RefSeq and is a predicted model, not a curated record. The coding region runs from base 146 to 496 and encodes 116 amino acids. The transcript is spliced from 3 exons.